Molecule: messenger RNA, 1505 nt
Organism: Aspergillus ibericus CBS 121593
Lineage: Eukaryota; Fungi; Ascomycota; Eurotiomycetes; Eurotiales; Aspergillaceae
Product: FMN-dependent alpha-hydroxy acid dehydrogenase
Exons: 3
Coding region: 11-1456 (481 amino acids)
Molecular function (GO): heme binding; oxidoreductase activity
Source: RefSeq, a predicted model, not a curated record
AGGACACAUCAUGUUGUUGUCUCGAGAAGAAGUUGAGAAGCACUCGACGCGCGAAUCGUGCUGGGUGGCCAUCCACGGCUCUGUUUACGAUGUCACUGAUUUCCUCGAUUCGCAUCCGGGUGGUGUGAAUGUUAUCCUUCGCUGCGCUGGCAGAGAUGCUACCGCCGACUUCGAUUCGGUCCAUGACAAGGACGUUCUGUCGCAAGCCCUGCCUCCGUCUGCCCUCAAAGGCGUUGUCCACCCUGAUACUCUGGCAAAGCCAUCCCGACCCCUUCCAAAAACCUCAGCAGUGGAAGAGAAAGCUCCGCCCCCGCUAGCAAAUUUGAUCAAUCUACACGACUUUGAAAAGGUGGCCCAGCAAUACCUCCCCCCUCACGCAUGGGCAUAUUACUUCUCAGGAGCAGAUGACGAGAUCAGCAAACGCCAGAGUCAAAAGGCCUACCAGAAGGUGGCUUUCCGGCCUCGAAUCCUCCGCAGUAUCCGGAGCGUAGACACUGCCACGUCAAUCCUCGGCAAGUCUGUCUCAUUACCGGUUUAUAUGAGUCCAACAGGAAUUGCCAAGUUCGCUCACCCGGAUGGAGAAUGCGCGCUUGCUGUUGCAGCCGGCCAGGAAGGACUGGCACAGGUGCUGGCCAAUGGAUCCAGCAUGUCCAUUGCGGCUGUUCGGGCGGCAGGAACCCAUUCUGAGCAGCCGCUCUUUCAGCAGCUGUAUGUGAACAAGGAUAUUACGAAGUCAGAAGAGACGGUCCGACGGGCUGUGAAGGCUGGUGCUAGUGGGAUAUGGAUCACGGUUGAUUCUCCGGUUGUGGGAAAGCGGGAGAUGGAUGAGAGAUUGAAUCUCGAAGUUCAGGUAAGACACUGUCCAUGCUACCAAAAUUGUCCUAACACAUGGCAGGCGCGAGAUUCGUCUGCAAAAGGACAAGGUGUUGCGAAAACGAUGGCCAGCUCCAUCUCGCCGUUCAUCGACUGGGAGAUUCUCUCGUGGCUACGAGGGCUCACCGAUCUACCGGUGGUGAUCAAGGGCAUUCAGUGUGUGGAGGAUGCAGUCCUGGCGUAUCAACACGGGGUGCAAGGAAUCGUCCUUUCCAACCAUGGAGGAAGAUCUCAGGACACCGCCCAACCUCCGCUGGUCACUUUGCUGGAGAUUCGACGAUACGCGCCGUUUCUGAUCGAGAGCAACAUGCAAAUCUUCAUCGACGGAGGCAUCCGACGGGGAACCGACGUGCUGAAAGCCAUUGCCUUGGGAGCAACAGCUGUAGGAUUGGGACGGCCACUCUUGUAUAGUCUGUCUGCGGGCUAUGGAGCGGAGGGAGCGCGCAGGGCCAUCCAGAUCUUGCGACAGGAGAUCGAGUCGAAUAUGGUGUUCUUGGGUGUGACUAAAAUGUCAGAAUUAGGGCCUCACUUGCUAAACACGAUGAGGCUAGAGAGAGAUGUGGUUGGCUCGGUGAAACUGUAAUUUCUGUCUCGUUGCAGGCAGCCAUUGCUAGACAGCACUAGACAAUAUG